GUUCGAAUCCGGUAGAAAGAUCAAAUAGUCCAUGUCGAUAGCAGUGACCCCUCAUCCCCCACCUGCACACUCAUCACCUCACUCUCUCUCCAACCCCCACUCUCUCUCCUUCCUCCUCCAUCAACGCCCCCCUCUCUCUAUCAUCCACCAACUCCACGCCCACACCAUCACCUCCACCAACCCACAAAACCCCACCUCCACCUCUCUCUACAACUCCCUCCUCCGAGCCUACUCUCGCAGUCCCUCUCCUCUCACUACUUUCUCUCUCUACAAUUACAUGCUCACAAAUGGCACUCCCCUCGAUCACUACACUCUCCCCUUCGUCAUCACCGCCUGUUCUUUUCUCUCCUCUUUACCCCAUGGUCUCCAACUCCAUGGUUGUGCUAUGAAGCUUGGCCUCUUCUCUGAUCUAUAUGUUCAAACCACUUUACUGAACAUGUAUGCGUCAUGCUCUACAAUGGAUUGUGCAUGCCAAUUGUUCGAUAGAAUGGAGCAAAGAGAUUUGGUGUCCUAUAAUGCUAUGAUUGCUCAAUUGGCUCGAGCAGGGCUACCAAAAAUGGCUCUUGAGAUUUUUAGAGAGAUGGUUUCUAAUCGGUUGGUGAACCCUGAUGGUGCAACCAUGGUCGGGGUUUUGCUGGCAUGUGCUCAAGUGGGUUCUGUUAAGCUUGGCAUGUGGGUUCAUGGGUACUUGGCUAAAAUUGGUGGUUUUGAUUCUAAUGUGGUUUUGAGCAAUGCAUUGGUGGAUAUGUAUGCGAAAUGCGGCGAUGCAAUUAGUGCCCGUAAGGUUUUUGAUAAGAUGAAUACACGAGACGGGGUGUCCUGGAACACUAUGAUAUCCGGGUAUUCGAAGAAUGGGUGUUUUCUUGAGACUUUGGACCUUUUUAGGGAGAUGCUUAGAGAAAGAGUGAGAGUAGAUGAAGUCACAAUUGUGGGUGUUCUCUCUGCUUGUUCUCAACUGGGUGCGCUCGAAUUGGGCGAUUGGAUUCAUACAUAUAUGGAGAAGCAUAAGCUCAAGUAUAAUGUAAUUGUAUGCACUAGCCUCAUCAAAAUGUACGCCAAGUGCGGAAACAUCGAUAAAGCUUACGAAAUCUUUUCCGGGUUACCCUGUAAAGAUGCCUUGGUUUGGAAUGCCAUGAUCGGUGCCUUUGCUAUGCACGGCCAUGCUUGUAAGGCUCUAUCAUUGUUCGAAGAGAUGCAUGCAUCUGAUGUGAGGCCAACACCAGUUACUUUUGUCGGUGUUCUUUGUGCAUGCAGCCAUGGUGGUUUGGUCAACGAGGGCCGAAAGUACAUGCAUGACAUGGUUAACAAACAUGGCAUCAAGCCUAACAUUAAGCAUUAUGGAUGCAUCGUUGAUCUAUUGGGUCGAGCAGGGCUCUUGGAUGAGGCCCAAAAGCUGGUAGAAAGCAUGCCUAUUGAGCCUGAUGCUGUUCUUUUAGGGGCUCUCCUAAGUGCUUGUAAGGUUCAUGGCAAUGUAGAGUUAGGUGAGAAAGUGGGAAAAAGAGUGCUUGAAUUGGACCCGCAUAACAGUGGAAACUAUGUUCUUCUUUCAGGGAUUUAUGCUCGUAGUGGGAGAUGGGAGGACGCUGCGGAAGUUCGGAAAAUGAUGAAUGAUAAUGGGGUUAAGAAACAACCUGGAUUGAGUAGAAUUGAGGUGGACAAUGUGGUCCAUGUGUUUUCCAUGGCCGAUUGGUCUCACCCAAUGUCUGAGGAUAUCUAUUCGAAGGUAGAUGAAAUGGUGGAGAGGUUGAAAUUAGCUGGCCAUGAACCUAACACCAACGUGGUGCUUAUAGAUGUAGAGGAGGAUGAGAAGGAGCAAUUGUUGGGGCUUCAUAGUGAGAAGUUGGCCUUGGCCUUCGGAUUGAUAAGCGUAAAGGAUUCACAGCCCAUACGCAUUGUAAAAAAUCUAAGGGUGUGUGAUGAUUGUCACUCUGCAAUCAAGCUUGUAUCAAAGAUAUAUUCUCGAGAGAUAAUUGUUCGAGAUCGGCUUCGGUUUCACCAUUUUAGAGAAGGUCAGUGUUCUUGUGGGGAUUAUUGGUGAAAGGCCAAGUUUUGGGGCAACCGAAUUUGUGUUUUUUUACUGUAAUUUUAAGGAAUACUCUGUAGUACAAUUCAGAGCUUCCUGUUCAUGUUGCCAUCUGAGGAUAGCACUUCAUUCACAGAAACUGUAAUUUAAUGAAUACUCGCAAUUUAUUUUGGAUAUUGAGAUGUUUAAUGCUGUCAUUGGGCUUUGUAUAUACUCAUCAUCAUCAUGGUUUUUUUU
Messenger RNA from Amborella trichopoda, 2260 nucleotides. Its product is annotated as pentatricopeptide repeat-containing protein At2g29760, chloroplastic. Gene Ontology annotation, biological process: RNA modification. Lineage: Eukaryota; Viridiplantae; Streptophyta; Magnoliopsida; Amborellales; Amborellaceae. The record is from RefSeq and is a predicted model, not a curated record. Gene Ontology annotation, molecular function: zinc ion binding; protein binding; RNA binding.